This is a messenger RNA of Dentiscutata erythropus, 419 nucleotides long. The record is from the annotation of a GenBank genome assembly. NCBI's taxonomy places the organism in Eukaryota, Fungi, Glomeromycota, Glomeromycetes, Diversisporales, Gigasporaceae.
UUUAUGUGGAAUCUGUCGAAAAAAAGGACAUAACAGAAACACAUGCCUGAGACAAUUCGGUAUCAACACAGCAUUUUACAAUGAUGAAGAUAUGGUAUUGAAUAGAAUGGGAAAAACUUUAGUACUCUGGCAAUUAUAUAAAAUCAUCAGAAACAGACCUUCCGAAGGAAGAACAUGUACAUAUUGUGGUGCAUUAGGUCAUAAUAGAAGAAAAUGUCCUUGGAGAAAUGAUCAAGGCAGAAACUUGCAAAAUGUAGCUGAAAUAAGAGCUGCAGCAAAAAAAUAUUUUGAAGCACUAUAUUAUCCCAUACGGAUGUGUGGUUGGUGUGGUGCUAUCGGUCAUAACAGAAAAAAUUGUCCUGUUCAUAAAGCUAGAGGAGCUGAGAUAGAUAACGAUCAUAAAAGAGUAUUAAUAGAGG